UUACGUAGUCUACAUUCAAACUCUGAACUUUCCUCCCAUGCAUAUAUAAAUCCCUUUAGACCAGAAGGUAGAAUCACACCAAAUAUAAGGAGAAAUGGCAGAGGGAAAUACAAGUAGCAGAAGCAGUAAGUGGUCUUUGAAGGGGACGACAGCUCUGGUCACUGGUGGAUCCAAAGGAAUAGGAUAUGAUAUAGUGGAGCAAUUAGCAGAGCUAGGGGCCACUGUACACACUUGUGCUAGGAACGAAGCUGAACUCAAUGAAUGCUUAAAUCAAUGGGUCACAAAAGGAUACAAAAUCACUGGUUCAGUCUGUGAUGUUGCAUCUCGUGCACAAAGAGAGGAUCUCAUAGCUAGAGUCUCUUCUGAGUUCAAUGGCAAACUCAAUAUCCUUGUGAACAAUGUGGGAACAAACAUGCAAAAACAAACACUAGAUUUUACUGAGCAAGAUUUCUCAUUUCUGGUGAAUACCAAUCUUGAAUCUGCUUUUCACAUAAGCCAGCUUGCACAUCCACUACUCAAAGCUUCAAACAAUGCAAGCAUCGUUUUCAUGUCCUCCAUUGGUGGUGUAGCAUCACUAAAUAUAGGAACUAUCUAUAGUGCAGCAAAAGGAGCAAUAAUCCAGCUUACAAAAAAUUUGGCAUGUGAAUGGGCUAAAGACAACAUAAGGACUAAUUGUGUUGCACCAGGGCCAAUCAGAACCCCUCUUGCUGCAGAACACUUAAAAGAUGAAAAACUUCUGGAUGCUUUCAUUGAAAGAACCCCUCUUGGACGUAUUGGAGAACCAGAAGAGGUGUCUUCCUUGGUGGCAUUCCUCUGCUUACCUGCAGCCUCUUUCAUAACAGGACAGACCAUUUGUAUUGAUGGCGGGUUAACUGUCAACUGUCUCCUUCUACAAUAAGCUAGGCUUGAAAAGCUUAUAUUUUGAAGCUGAUGACACAAAAAAAUAAUGUUGAUGGUUAUUAUUACACGUACACAUAAGUCGUGUUUUCAUUUUACUUCAAUGAGUUUUUCAGAAAAGUUUAUAGAUAAAUGUUCAAUUGAGUUAAUUAUUCAAACUCACUACUUGUAAUCUAUGUGGGAGACUAGAGACCAGAUCCAAAUUUCAUGUGGGAGUGUUGCUUACCUGAUUUGGAGACAUUUCUUCUUUCUAGAAAAAGAUUUGAUAUGGAGACACUUGAGAUACCAUAUUGAAGUAUGUGUAUUUGUAAACAGUAAUGCUAUUGAUCGCGAAAGAAAACAUGCCGAGAACAUCGCGAAUGAUUUUGAA
This is a messenger RNA of Medicago truncatula (barrel medic), 1267 nucleotides long. RefSeq names its product tropinone reductase homolog At1g07440. Bases 95 to 898 code for a protein of 267 amino acids. The transcript is spliced from 5 exons. NCBI's taxonomy places the organism in Eukaryota, Viridiplantae, Streptophyta, Magnoliopsida, Fabales, Fabaceae. The record is from RefSeq and is a predicted model, not a curated record. Gene Ontology annotation, molecular function: oxidoreductase activity.